UGCGUCUCGUUUUCUUUUCAGAUCGCUGAAUACAACAGCGGGAGGCCCAUAAACAUGCAAUUAUUCAUUUUUUCGCUAAUCCCGGCACUGGUGUUACUCGGUCAGGUGCGCGAUUUGAAAUACAUGGUGCCGUUCUCGAUGCUGGCGAACACCUUCAUGAUGACCGGCUUCGCGAUCACGCUCUACUACAUCUUCAGCAAUAGCGACCUGCAAUCGUUCAAGAACGACAAGCUGUUCGCCUCGGUGGAGCAGCUGCCCCGUUUCUUCGCGACUGUGAUAUUCGCCAUCGAAGGUAUCGGCGUUGUGAUGCCGGUGGCGAACAACAUGAAGCAACCGCACCACUUCCUGGGGUGUCCUAGCGUACUCAACGUCACGAUGACGAUAGUCGUGAGCCUAUACGCCAUGAUGGGGGUGUUUGGUUACCUCGCGUACGGCGAGGAUUCAAAAGCCAGCAUCACGUUGAAUUUGCCAACAGAGCAAGUUCUGGCCCAAGUGGUGAAGGUCCUCAUUGCCGCGGCCGUUCUCUUCACUUACGGCCUACAGCUCUUCGUGCCGCUCGAUAUUAUAUGGAAUUCCAUGAAGCACUUGUUUAGCCAUAAGUACGCGGCCAUUGGCGAGACGGUGAUGAGGAUAUGCAUCGUUAUGCUAACAGGUAUAAAGUGCUUUAUAUCAUUCGGACGCGAAGUUAAGCGGCAUCUACAAUGA
Molecule: messenger RNA, 705 nt
Organism: Wasmannia auropunctata (little fire ant)
Lineage: Eukaryota; Metazoa; Arthropoda; Insecta; Hymenoptera; Formicidae
Product: proton-coupled amino acid transporter 2-like
Exons: 3
Coding region: 55-705 (216 amino acids)
Biological process (GO): amino acid transmembrane transport
Cellular component (GO): vacuolar membrane
Molecular function (GO): amino acid transmembrane transporter activity
Source: RefSeq, a predicted model, not a curated record